GCCGGUUUAGCGUGUCUUCAGGACGUCAUCAAUCGUUUCUCGACUGUCCCUGAACCGGAAUUCCCCGGGCACGUUAUUCUCGAACAAUUCCAAGCUCAGGUGGGUGCUGCGUUGAGACCGGCGUUUGCGGCCGAAACGCCCAGUGAUGUGACGGCUGCAGCAUGCCAGGUUUGUAGUACGUGGAUAGGGAGUGGUGUGGCGAGGGAUUUGAACGAUCUGAGACGAGUUCAUCAGGUGAGUGUUGUGGAAUUUUUGUAG
Anisakis simplex (herring worm) is the source of this 258-nucleotide messenger RNA. Lineage: Eukaryota; Metazoa; Nematoda; Chromadorea; Rhabditida; Anisakidae. The record is from the annotation of a GenBank genome assembly.